CAAAAUGUAUUGCAUUAGAAUGUGGGGGAAUUCAACUGAGUUGCUGAUUGGAUUUUCAAACUCAUCGCAGAAAUCACACCUUUGAAAGCCAAAGCUUUCAUUGUAAAACCCAGGCUUUUUAAGAGAAUGAAAGUAUUCUUGAAAAUCAAAAGGAAAAAUUCUAAAAAGCAGUACAUCAGACUUGUGUCCCAAGCAGGAAAUUAGAAACACAGUGGAAGAUGAUGUAAGAGCUAAUUUUUCCUCCAUAUGUAGAAAACAUACAUGUACACACACACACACACACACACACACACACACACGGAUGGAAGAUCUGAGAUAUUAGAAAUAAGAAAAGAGAUCAAGAAAAAUAUGUUUAGUUGUCCUCUAGAAGGCUCCCAUCUUUGUCCUUCUGGAUUCAGAGUAUAGAAACCAUGAUUAUUUUAAGAAACUCUGAGAGAAGACCUGGUGCAUUAUUUCCCAAGGUGUAGCCCUGGGAGAUUGCAAGUCUUUUAAAGAAGGCUAUCCAGUAUGGUCUUCAAGAUAAGGAAGGAAGAAGAGAUUAAGCAGGAAGGUCCCUGGACAAAAAAAGACUUUCCAAACAGAAAAUGGGGGUCACAGAAGUGCUUAGAGAAAGCUGGUGGAACUGAAGAUGUCUGGUUUUCAAACAAGGAGAAUGUAGAGUGUAUGGACCAAGGUAACCAGAUGCCACUGCAGUAUAGCAAGUAUCAACAGCUGUGGUAGGCAUGUACUGAUAAGAAGGGAAAAGGAGAAUAUGUCCAGGUGAGGACAAAAAGUGUCUGUGAAGCCAGAUACCUGAUGCGCCAACUAUAUCUUAUCAGUCUGGAAGCCUUACCUUUGAAACUUCGAUUACUUUUGCUGAGCAAAAGGUGUGGUGAAUCCUAACUUUGUCUAAGCAUUUAUUCAAAAAGAGAGUUGUUUGAACAUUUAACUAUAGAAAAUAUGAAAUCCGUAUCUGUUAAGUUAAAGCUAUAUCCUCUGGAUGUGAAUCUGAAGAUUAAAAUUUAUACUUUUUAGGUAUAAGAAGAUUAUCUGAAAUAAAUAUACAGUGAAAAAUUUAAUGUUUUCUUUCUGGGUUUCCCAUUUAUUCUCCAACAUAGACUCGGUUCUUUAUAUCAGUAGAAAUAGGCAUACAAUAUGCAUACAAAGAGAAAUGUCCCAUAAAGUAAAUGGAAGGUGCAUGAAAGAGAAAUUCUGGAAGACAAAUCAAUAAUAUCUAGCUUGGAUGUUAGAGUCACAUGGUCAGAACUGAUUCCAGACUUCCAACUUAGAGCAACUCUGUGUUUUCUCAUCCAUAGUUGGUGAAUAAUAUCUACCUAGCAGCAUUGUAUGAGAUUAAAUAAUGAAAUAUAUGUAAAGCACUUAGACUAGGGUCUGACACAUAGCAAAUGCUCAAUCUUCUUAUUCUUAAUCUUACUGUUCUUGUCAUUUAUUAUUUUACGAAUUGCUAUUUGUAGAACUUAAUGUCUUAGAUUCUGAUCUAUGAUUCUUAUGGUCGGAAUAAUCCACAAUAGUAUAAAUCUUGGUCUAUGUUGAGAAUUUCUUCCUACAAACAUAAUUAUGUAGCUCUUAUACAGGCCAAACUUACAUUCAUUUCUAUUAGUUAUAUGCUAGAGGUAAUGAGUUUUUAUUAUUUAUUUAUUUAUGUAGACACAUUCUAUUACCACUCUUUACCAACUGCCAUUAUUUUGGCUUAGGAGAAAAUGAUCUUGAAAGAAGGUCUAGGUAGUUUUAACAGCUCUUUUGUGAACUUCAGAUGUAACUGAAUCAUUUUCUAGAUUUAUCUGUUAAAUAAAAGUAUGUACGGGUAGAUAAUUGAUGGAAGCAAAUAAUCCUAUUGAAACAUUUGCUAUUUAUUUUUGAUACAGUUCUUUUAAACAGACUGAUUAGUUCCCUUUAUGAUUUCACCCUUGAAAGCACACACGAUUUUGUUCUUUAUCAUUGUUGCAUGACAUUCCAUUUGGCAGUUGGGCUUAUUUUUAGCCAGACUAUCAAAGUAUUUUUCAACUGGACUGUCACUGCACUUGAACUUGGAAUCUUAUAACUUGAAGAACUGCCCUGGAGAAAAGAAGAAACUUAUAAUAAAUGGGAAAUUAUAAAUCUAGACCAACCCAAACUUGUACUGAUGAAUGGAAGAAAAAAGUCGGUGAAUCAUAUGUUAUCACAACAGAAAGAUUAGAAGAAGACCUGCAGAUCAAGGAAAAAGAACUGACAGAACUAAGGAAUAUAUUUGGCUCUGAUGAAGCCUUCAGUAAAGUCAAUUUAAAUUACCGCACUGAAAAUGGGUUGUCUCUACUUCAUUUAUGUUGCAUUUGUGGAGGCAACAAAUCACAUAUUCGAACUCUUAUGUUAAAAGGGCUCCGCCCAUCUCGACUGACAAGAAAUGGAUUUACAGCCUUGCAUUUAGCAGUUUACAAGGAUAAUGCAGAAUUGAUCACUUCUCUGCUUCACAGUGGAGCUGAUAUACAGCAGGUUGGAUACGGUGGCCUCACUGCCCUCCAUAUUGCUACAAUAGCUGGCCACCUAGAGGCUGCUGAUGUGCUGUUGCAACAUGGAGCUAAUGUCAAUAUUCAAGAUGCAGUUUUUUUCACCCCAUUGCACAUUGCAGCAUACUAUGGGCAUGAACAGGUGACUCGCCUUCUUUUGAAAUUUGGUGCUGAUGUAAAUGUAAGUGGUGAGGUUGGAGAUAGACCCCUCCACCUAGCAUCUGCAAAAGGAUUCUUGAAUAUUGCAAAACUCUUGAUGGAAGAAGGCAGCAAAGCAGAUGUGAAUGCCCAAGAUAAUGAAGACCAUGUCCCACUCCAUUUCUGUUCUCGAUUUGGACACCAUGAUAUGGUUAAGUAUCUGCUGCAAAGUGAUUUGGAAGUUCAACCUCAUGUUGUUAAUAUCUAUGGAGAUACCCCCUUGCACCUGGCAUGCUACAAUGGCAAAUUUGAAGUUGCCAAGGAAAUCAUCCAAAUAUCAGGAACAGAAAGUCUGACUAAGGAAAACAUCUUCAGUGAAACAGCUUUUCAUAGUGCUUGUACCUAUGGCAAGAGCAUUGACCUAGUCAAAUUUCUUCUUGAUCAGAAUGUCAUAAACAUCAACCACCAAGGAAGGGAUGGGCACACUGGAUUACACUCUGCUUGCUACCACGGUCACAUUCGCCUGGUUCAGUUCUUACUGGAUAAUGGAGCUGAUAUGAAUCUAGUGGCUUGUGAUCCCAGCAGGUCUAGUGGUGAAAAAGAUGAGCAGACAUGUUUGAUGUGGGCUUAUGAAAAAGGGCAUGAUGCCAUUGUCACACUCCUGAAGCAUUAUAAGAGACCACAAGAUGAAUUGCCCUGUAAUGAAUAUUCUCAGCCUGGAGGAGAUGGCUCCUAUGUGUCUGUUCCAUCACCCUUGGGGAAGAUUAAAAGUAUGACAAAAGAGAAGGCAGAUAUUCUCCUCCUAAGAGCUGGAUUGCCUUCACAUUUCCAUCUUCAGCUCUCAGAAAUUGAGUUCCAUGAGAUUAUUGGCUCAGGUUCUUUUGGGAAAGUAUAUAAAGGACGAUGCAGAAAUAAAAUAGUGGCUAUAAAACGUUAUCGAGCCAAUACCUACUGCGCCAAGUCAGAUGUGGAUAUGUUUUGCCGAGAGGUGUCCAUUCUCUGCCAGCUCAAUCAUCCCUGUGUAAUUCAGUUUGUGGGCGCUUGCUUGAAUGAUCCCAGCCAGUUUGCCAUUGUCACUCAAUACAUAUCAGGGGGUUCUCUGUUCUCCCUCCUGCAUGAGCAGAAGAGGAUUCUUGAUUUGCAGUCUAAAUUAAUUAUUGCAGUAGAUGUUGCCAAAGGCAUGGAGUACCUUCACAACCUGACACAGCCAAUUAUACAUCGUGACUUGAACAGUCACAAUAUUCUUCUCUAUGAGGACGGGCAUGCUGUGGUGGCAGAUUUUGGAGAAUCAAGAUUUCUACAGUCUCUGGAUGAAGACAACAUGACAAAACAACCUGGGAACCUCCGUUGGAUGGCUCCUGAGGUGUUCACGCAGUGCACUCGGUACACCAUCAAAGCAGACGUCUUCAGCUACGCUCUGUGUCUGUGGGAAAUUCUCACUGGCGAAAUUCCAUUUGCUCAUCUCAAGCCAGCGGCUGCGGCAGCAGACAUGGCUUACCACCACAUCAGACCUCCCAUUGGCUAUUCCAUUCCCAAGCCCAUAUCAUCUCUGCUGAUACGAGGGUGGAACGCAUAUCCUGAAGGAAGACCCGAGUUUUCUGAAGUUGUCAUGAAGUUAGAAGAGUGUCUCUGCAACAUUGAGCCGAUGUCUCCUGCAUCAAGUAACAGCAGUGGGUCUCUCUCACCUUCCUCUUCUUCUGAUUGCCUGGUGAGCCGGGGAGGACCUGGCCGGAGUCAUGUGGCAGCUUUAAGAAGUCGUUUUGAAUUGGAAUAUGCUCUAAAUGCAAGGUCCUAUGCUGCUUUGUCCCAAAGUGCUGGACAAUAUUCCUCUCAAGGUCUGUCUUUGGAGGAGAUGAAAAGAAGUCUUCAGUACACACCCAUUGACAAAUAUGGCUAUGUAUCCGAUCCCAUGAGCCCCAUGCAUUUUCAUUCCUGCCGAAAUAGUAGCAGCUUUGAAGACAGCAGCUGACGGCAUUCGGCGUAUACCUAAGGAGAGCUUUUUCCCCGAACUGACAGCAACGAUUCCAACCACGGCAAGCUGGCUUCCAACUAUAACGUUUUACUCUCAAAGGUCUCCUUAAAUUGGGCUUGUUUUUACUGGCCCUAUUUAAUUCCCCACUAUUAGCAGGCUUUGGAUUUGUGCCUAAAGAAUAAUAUGCAAAAGAACCAAGACAGAAUGUAUAUGAAUAAUUGUUUUUUAAUUUUUAAAUUAAAAAAACAUUUAGAUCGUUACUUGGAGAUGGAGCCUAAGUCUGUGGUGGACAGAUAAUAAUUACGUUUUCCUGGGCUGAAUUAUGUAGACUUGUGUUUGACAGCUAUGGGUUUAUUUCUUAGAACAUUGUUCAUUUUCUUUUCUCAUUAUGUUACUUCUAGUGUUCAGCUCUGUGAUUAAAGAUUCUUUGGUGAAAUAGAAAAUUGA
Molecule: messenger RNA, 5040 nt
Organism: Symphalangus syndactylus (siamang)
Lineage: Eukaryota; Metazoa; Chordata; Mammalia; Primates; Hylobatidae
Gene: TNNI3K
Product: TNNI3 interacting kinase
Biological process (GO): protein phosphorylation
Molecular function (GO): protein binding; protein kinase activity; ATP binding
Source: RefSeq, a predicted model, not a curated record